ACUUAUAUGUUUUAGCCUCCAGUCCCCUAAUCAUCUUUGUUGCUCUUUGUUGAUUGAUUUGUUUGAUUUGAUUUAUAUUCCACCUUUAUUUUGUACAAUUCAGGGUGGCAUACAUAAUGCUCCUACCUGUUUCCCACAACAAGAAUCAUACUGGUAUGAAUUGAGCUGAACUGAAAGAGAGAAACUGGCCCAAAGUCACCCAGCCAUUUCUGAGUCUAAGGGAGGACUAGAACUCAUGAUCUCCUGGUUACUAGUGGUUUACCACUGUCUCCUUCAAGGAUAUUUUUUUCAGUUUCCAGUCUAGUCUACUGGAAUACUUUAAGGGUCUCCCAUCCAAGUACUUACUCAAUGGUUAGCUUUCAGAAGUGGUCUGCCUUUGUCUGAAGGUUAGAGAAAGUGACUGGUCCAAGGUCGCCCAGAUGGCUCUGGGUCUAAGGUAGAACUAGAACUCAAGGUCUCCCAGUUUCUAGACUGGUACCUUAACUAUUAUUUCAAAUUGGUUCUAAUAGUUACUAUACCAUAGCUGGGCCUAAUAGUUAUUCUUGAUAUGAAUAAUGCUUAUAGCAUCUGUUUGAUCAUUUCUAUGGAAAAUUAGGUAAUUGGUUCUAGCUCUACAGAAACAAUAAAAUUUUUAAACAUACAUUUUGAUAUGUUUGUUAAUGAAACACAAGAGUAAAAGAUUAAAAGAAUAGAUGGUAAUGCAGGAAGUGGCAGCAAGAUUGUUACCUAGACCAUCCUUCUGCUUUUUUACAUGGUUUUGGUGUUUUUUUUAAAUAUUUAUUGCUUUUUAUUACUUUCUAAUGUGUGUGUGUAAUAAAAAGUAAAAUAGAAAUAUAACAAAUUAUAUCAGUCAACUUGUAGAAUCCAACAGAUAUCCAAUAAAUAUUCAGUAACUUCUGUUACUUUUUAUGUUUAUGACUACAUCUGAAAGUACAUGCUAUGUACUUUGUACAGUAUUCACUAAUGUUUGCAUGGCAUGUAUUUUCUAAUCAAACACAAAAGCUGUUUGUUUUGGAUUAACUGUUUUCUGCAAACUUGCCUCCAGUUUAUAUGCUCCAUACUUCCCAUCUGGCUGGCUGGUAUGUUGCAAAUGUUUAGAAGAUUAAACAAUUACUAGCUGCAUCACCCACAUGGGCCACCUGAUGCAAUAGCUAUUUAAGAUAAUUAAAGAACCUGCAAUAUUUGUUUUGUUUUUCUUUUACCAGGAAAUAAACUAGUUUUCAAAACAUAAAUCAUAAUGGUUACCAUACCCGAGCACUGCAAAUCAAGUCACCAAACAACCAAGUAAAUGAGUAACUGUUUAAUACAAUAGUGCUAUUGUCUGUGUCAAGGCCAAAUGGCAUCCCACCACGGACACACAGUGCCCGUUAUCAAAAUAUUAUAGGAAAAAAAAUUACAAAAGAGAAGUAAUAAUAAAAGGUACUAUUGGCCUUGUCAAACAUAAAUUUUAGGGGCUCCCUAAGUGUCCUUUGUUGAGGACUGCACUGCCCACCUGCAGGUCAGCCCCAAAUAUUAUCUGAGGCCUUGUUUUUUUAAUUGCAUUCACCACCAUGGCAGCCAUACUAAGAAAGACGUUUGACACUUCGGGAUGUGCCCUUCCUGGCUGAGGAAAUACAGGCCCACAUAUCUGGCGGAAAGUUGGUUGUAAAUAUGGAUGCUUUUAGCACACUUAAGUGAUGGUUACUUCAGAUGAUUUGCGACAUUGUGAAAAAGCGGCGAAGAGUUGUUGAAAACGAUCACUAUCGUGUCAAAAAGGAUUUGGAGAGUGUGCAUCCCUGGAAUCAACAAUGACGGCAAGUUGGCGGGGGGGGGGGAGGCUGCCUUCAGCCCAUUUAGCAGAAUCGCCGCGGGUGGCUGCCAUUAACUCCCUCGCUCUCCUGCUGUCCCGGCUCUGGCCCGCUGCAGAUGCGCCUGCGCCCCUCACCAAGACCAGGCAUGCCAAAAGUCUGAGAGGAGGCAUGUUGGAAACUACCCCUCACUGAGCCGUUCUUAUGGCAACCGAGCUGGAGCGAUAAACACUCUCCCGCGCGAGCGUCCGAGGGCAGGAAGAGGAGAGCGGAUUCGCCGGGGGUCUCACCUGCGGCCACAGCCGAGAAGACUCACCUGGGUGCCUGGCGCCCUUGGGACCUGUGCGCCCCGGUGCCGGUGCUAACCACGCCAUGGGGUGCUCGAGUAGCGCUCAGACUAAAGUCAAGGAGUUCGACCGACAAACUCCCAAAUCCCCGGAGGCCAACGGAUUGCCCCAGUGCGGUGAGUUCUCGGCGGUUUUUAACGUGCGCCAAAGCGGAGGACUCGCCCUCGCAAGAGAUGACAGCUUGCCUAUCACAGAUAAAAAUGACACAGGAUCUGACCAGACUAAACUUGAAUCUCUGGAGGAGGUGAAGCUUGGAUCUUGGAAAAAAACAGAUGAGGAUCUCCAUAAAGAGGAGCCUGAUGCUUUGAUUCAGGAAAUAACAAAAUGUGACCUUUCUACCUGUCACAGAGUAGAUCCCGAGGGUACAGAGCCUCAGCUAAUGGCACCAGAAGAAACGUUUGACAGAAGUCAAUGCUUAUCUUUAGACUUCCUUGAAGCUGGUGGACCUCAGGCUGUGGAGUCAACAGAGUUGGCUAGCAAUCCUCAAGUUGCUACAGAAGCUGCUGGUUCUUCACCUUCAGAACCUCUCCAGGAUAAGAAGCCUGAACCUACUGAAACCUCAGAAAGUGGCACCCCUGAGCCUUCAAAAGAGGAAAUCCAAUGUUUUGUAACAGAAAUUGUGACGGAACUGCUUAUGGAUGAAGAGGAACAUCUAACAGAGGUUACUGUACCAGGUGAGACAGGAGAAAAGAUGGAAACUGAGAUGCACCAUGUGAUAAUACCUGGGGCCUUAGAAACAAAAGAAGAAACCGGAGAAGCUACAUUGGUCACGGAGAUAGAACAAGCUAAUGAAGAAGAAUGACCCAUGGCUUCUGGCUGGACUUCAUGGCUAAACUUUAUGGCUUCCGGCUAGACCUUAUCCUUGAUCGUUCGAUUAAAAUUUAUAUUCCUGUUUGACAGAAAUCUAGUUUUUAUAAAAGCUUGUAUAGACUUAUCACAACUAUUGAAUACUAAGUGAAAACCAUUUUAAUGAAUUUUAAUGGAAAAAUCAAGUUGCCAAGGCACCACUGAGGAACUGCAUUGUUAAACCAUCACACCUGCCAGAAAGUGCCUUCUGCUAUCGGUUCACUGGAACUACAAAUUACAGAACACUUUUACUUGCUUUAGGUAGAAAAUAUGAAGGAUAAUAUAGCACAAAUAAUAUAAAUUGUAAAUGCAAGUAUAGUUAAUCUUAGAUCUAAGAAUUUAUAUGGUCUAAAAUAGGGUGAAAAUAACCAAAUUCCAGUGGCGUUUUUGCAGUCAUGGAUUAUUUAAUUGCAUUUAAUACAUUUCUUAGGUGAAGUUUCUUGUAAGCAUUUUAGAAUUGUAAUUCUUAUCUGGAAAGGGACAGGGUUAGGCUGAUUUAUAGUAUUAAUCUUAUUUCUUUAAUAUGGUAUAGGAAAGGAAAUACAAAUUGCAUUUCCUGAAACUAAUGAAAAUAGUGAUUGUGGUCCUCGAAAUACUUAGAUGAGCACUAGUAUGAAUUGUUGACAUUUAAAAAUUGGAGGAGAUGUAAUAUAACCUACUAAAAAACAAUUACCUUGCAAAUGUCAGACUAAAAAUGGAAUAAAUGAUUGAUUACAGUAUUCUCUUAAACUAUGCAACCAAUAAAGUGAGCAGAGCUGUGCUUCACUUUUUCAGAAACAAAUUUAUUCUUUGCUGCUAUUUGUGUGAUAUGGCUGGUCUCGUGCCUUCUCAAAAGUCUCUAAAAUGUAAUCUUAAACUUUAAAAUAAAUAAUAUAUUUGUGGAAUAUGGUAAUGUUGUCCAAAUAUAGGAGUCUAUUUGGUAAAUGUCUACAGGUUUUAUAUAAAACGUAUUAAGACAAUAUUGUCUCCUGGGACCAGGGGUUGUAAAGAACAAAUCAAGCUAGGCUAAUUAUUAUUUUUUUUCUGAACUGAUGAUCUUGCUGCUAAACCAAAGGAACGAUACGGAUGGUGUGCAGUGUGAUUGCAAAGCAUCUGUGAAGUUGUCUCAUGUAUGUGCAGCUAAGAUAAAUAAAUAUGGUAUUGCAGUCAGAUGGACUUAUAGCUGGAUGACCUGCAAGCCCCAAAGGAUGCUCAUAAAUUAUUCUGUAUUUUUCAGGAGGGAAAGUAGAGUGAUGUUAUUGGCUGGUGCUGUUCAACACAUUUUUUAAAGACUCACAAGAUGGAAUGGACGGGAAGCUGAUCAAAUGAUACAAAAUUAAGGGGAUUGACAUUAUGGACAAAGUCAACUAUUCAAAACACUCAAAUGCUGGACCAAAUCCAAUAGAAAGAUCAGAUGAAUACUGUAGGUACAGGAUUGGACAGAAUUGAUUUGGUGGGUAGGCAUGUGAGAUGCAUCUAGGAAUAACAAGGCCUACUAGCUGAACAUGAGCAAAUAGUGGUAUAGCAGCUAAAUAAAAUACAAUCUUGGUUGCAUUAAUAAAAGCAUUGUAUCCAGA
Messenger RNA from Crotalus tigris (Tiger rattlesnake), 4536 nucleotides. RefSeq lists its product as uncharacterized. Bases 2160 to 2936 code for a protein of 258 amino acids. The record is from RefSeq and is a predicted model, not a curated record. The transcript is spliced from 5 exons. Lineage: Eukaryota; Metazoa; Chordata; Lepidosauria; Squamata; Viperidae.